AUGACACUAAGGAUCACCCCCCCCCCCAGUGAUCCUGGCACGGGUGAGUCUAGACAGAGCCUUCAAAUUUUAAUUAGUUCAUACAUGUCCUUACUUUGCUGUACUCCUCACUAAUUUAGAUUGGGGGGGCAGCAACAGCUAUGAGGAAGACCCAGCCCCAUUCAACUAUAUAUGCAUUUGUAGCCAGAGAACAGUUACGUUUUUUUGUAGGGUUGAAUGCUGGUUGAUCAGAUGUGUUAGCCAUUUCUGUUACGGAGGACAGGAUGUCCAUGCUUUAAGCAUGAAGCACAAACAGCUGACCUUGCUCCUCCACUCUGGGAAUGCUAUGAGUCCGCAGGGCCUGAUCAGCAGAUUAGAACUGUGGAAACGCCCGCUUCACGAAGCAAUAUAUCACUGAUUUAUUCCUGAAGGUGAUGGUCUUCUUUGUCCUGGAUUUGAUAAACACUAGGGCAUAUGUGGGCUUGAAGCACACAGAUGCUUUGGAAAGGUCACGCUGUGCUUGGCGCCGUGAUGGUCAAGUUUUACUCCGUCUGUUUAUUUCAUUCCAAAGAGCAUGACUGGAUUUCUUGGAAGGCGGCUGUUUGCGUGACAGGUGUUGUCAGAGCACGCAGCUAGCCUGUUUGUCUUUGGCAGGUUUCCCGGAAGAACAGUCGAAAUGUCGGAGCAAUCUUCGCCACUUCGGUGUGAGUGAAACAAGGAGCUCUUCAAAAACAUUAGCUCCAGCUUAGAUUUCCACGAAAUCAGCUGCUUUCCAGCUAAUCCCCGAUCAGCUUUGUGACCAUUUUCUGCCCCUGCUUCUUCUGAUUCAUGUGUCGCUUAACUUUUCUACUACUCUCCUUUUAGAGAAGUAGAAAAGGCAAGUGAAUGAGAUUAAACCAUGAUGAUUUGGUUACUGCUGUUCACAGUAGGCUUUUUUUGAAUUGGCACAAAAACAUUGCUCAGUUAAACAAUGCUUUUGUGCUGAUUUAGUUUAGUUCAAUGAAACACAAGAACUGGGCAAAAUAUUCAUUGAGAAAUGGCUGUAGUUUAUGUUCUCAAAAAACUGACCACCUGUUAAUAUAAUUCCCACACCUGAGAAAUCACAUGAGCACAUGCUGCCUUAUGCUGACUGUGACCAUUGGUACAUCUAGCCUGGUAUUGUCUGAUCUGAAUGGCAGCACCUCUUCAGAGGGUCUCAGGCUUUGCUGUCAAGCCUUUUGAGUGAAGAAUCUGAUAACUUAACAUGGGACCUCAUGCAUCCAUGUAUUCACCCAAAGUUUCAUUUGACAAUAACUUGCUUUUCCUGCCUCACCCCUGUCGCUGUUCUCUAACACGGAAACUGUUCUUAUUAGCAUUAACCUUGCCUCCGUUCUCUAGGUCAAGUAAACCGAUCAUGUUCUGAUCAGAAAACUGAUACUGUGGAGUUAACUAGCAAGUGUGAUGCAAAGGGCAAGUUCAACAGCAUUCUGUAGAAGCAGACACACACACACAAUCUGGAGCCAAUAGAAAAGAUCUCUCUCUGUGUCUUUAUUUAAAAUCAUUUUUGUUUGUAGGGGUGGAGUGGGUCUAACAGAGAAUAUUGGAACCCCUUUUCACCAUACCAGACAGUUGAAAAUACAAAAACACAUGCAGGCGUAAUGCUUUCUCUAAGCUAAUUGUGUAAAUUGUUCUCACUUGCUUGACAAUAGCAAUGUGCUGGAAAAGGGCUCUUGGGUGUCGUCUUCUCCGACUUGGUAGAAUGUCAUUGGCAUUGUAGAACCAUAUGUCUGUAUAUUCUCAAACACAGGGGUGACAUAAUACAGUUAUGAAAGAUUACUUCUGAUGUGUAGGCUUUCCCCACAAAUUCUGGCCACUGAUUCCCACUCUUCUAAGGGGCUCUGCUAGGGCAGCAUAGUUUGUACCCAUCUAUCCGUCCCAGCAUUCAAACUAUGAGGAAGCACUCUCACACUUUUUGUGAUACAUUCUCCCUACUGUCAGCAGUAUGAUUCCCAUGCAUGAUUUUUGUGCCUGCACUAGGGCUGCGCAUAAUACUUCCAUGUACAGGCUUUUCCUACUUUGAGAUUGCUCUUCUGGAAAAGUUGUGGUCCUCCAGAUGUUACUCCAGACGCUCAUACCCCACUGGAACAGAUAAUUCAUCCUUCUUUUCUUUUUGGAGUUAGGUAAAGAAAUUAUUUUGAGUAGCUGCCACACGUAUUCUGAUCUUGGCUCUCAGUUUGUGCAAAGCGUGGUUGUGCCUGAUAAACUUGAUGGGUAAUCAGGCGUUUUAACAAAUGGUGCAUAGUGCUUUAAAGCCCAAACCACCAGUUGACAACCACAAUACCAGAGAGUAGAUUCUUGACCCGGAUGCAAAAAGAUAGUUGUGUAAGUAUUAGGUGGACCUCUACUGAAAAGACUCUCGGUCCAGUCACCCUCCAUUUUUCUACCAGAGGAGGCACUCAGAGAAGGGCCUCCAGUGGUGACCUAAUGGUCUGGGCAGGCUCAUACAGGAAGAGAUGCUCCCUAAGGAUGAAAGUUAUCCAAUAGAAGCUGCUGGAUUGUGUCUUUAAAGAUUUGGUCCUGCACAUCUGUUUGGAAUUAUUUUAUGAAGUUAUGUAGUCCCUUCUGGUGUUCCUCAGUUGAGUCUGCUUAGAGCAGGCAUGGCCAAACUUGGCCUUCCAGAUGUUUUGGGACUACAACUUCCAUCACCCCCAGCUAACAGGACCAGUGGUCAGGGAUGAUGGGAAUUGUAGUCCCAAAACACCUGGAGGGUCAAGUUUGGCCAUGUCUGGCUUAGAGGUUCCUCUAAAACGCAGUACUGGAGAGUUGCCUCUUAGCCUCUCCUGUGUAGCACAACUUGCUCAUCAUGAUGUCAGCUCCUCCUUUGUUGGCUACUUUAAUUAUGAUGUCAGCACUGCUUCUGAGCCUGUGGAUGGCUUUAUAUGCUGCAUGGCUGAGCCUCUGAAUAUCAGAAAGGCAAUAUGCAUUUCCAAUAUACUCUUCUCCCUCCCAUGAAGGAAACAAAAUACUUCAGUGCUGUCUAUGGACCUCUUACCACUUCAGGUGCUUUAUAGCAUGUUUCCAGAAUGUACCAUACACAGUAUUCCCCCAACAGAGAAAACCACCAGCUUUGUAUCUUAAGACAAUUCCAAGCUAAAAUAUGUCAAGGUGGUGUUCCCAUGCGAAGAAAUCCAUAGUCAGCAUAAUAAAUCUCCCAGUUUGCAAGUGGGGUGCUGCUUUUCAGUUCAUUCUACAUUUACUCAAAAUUGGAAGACCGACUGAGUUCAGUGGGGCUUGCACCCAGGUAUGUAUGUCCAGGUCACUUCAUUGCAAACAGGCUUGCACUGGAGUAUUUCCCCCUUUCUAUUUUCUAAUGGGUGGAGUGGAAUACUACACAACAUCCUGAAAUGAAAAAGUGGGCUGUGAAUUGUCAAAAUAAAUCUAAAGAGCAAAAUCAAUUCUUGCCUUUGUUUCAGUGGUCUUGCCAUGGAAGGAAGCGAAGCGACGUCAAGCUGCCAGUCUGGAGAAAGCAGCUUGCUGGACAUACCAUGUGUCAUAAGUGCAGAAAGUUUUCUGCUGAAUCCCAGAACUGGGAGAAGUGAUGAGAUUCUCAGUCCUGCUGGCACAUUUGUUUCUCCGGCAUCCACAGAAGUUGACACAGGUACAGGACCGUCACUGAUAUUACUCUCAUUGGCACUUAUGUUCCCCUUCCCCUGCCCAGAAUAGCCAGGUAGAGAAAAAGACACACUAGGCACAUUUUCCUGAUACUAGGCAGCUGUUUGCUUGAAUAUGAAUGAUUUGUUUGCGUUUCAAAGAGUUGGGAUCAUGACACCUUUUCAUUCAAGUUUAGAAUUAAGAACAUAGGAAGCUGCCUUAUACCAAAUUGGACCAUCAGUCCAUCUUAGCAUUUUCUUCAGUGACUGUUAAGGGUAUCGGGUGGUUGCUCGAGAGCGAUCUGGCAAGGUCCCUCACUGGUCUUUUCAAAGGCUUUAUUAUUGGUGCAAAACAUUUACAAUGCAGAACGCCUCUAUUCCAUGUCUUGCUCACUCACUAGCAGAAUCUGAGAGUGGGCGGUCCUUAAACUUUCCCCAGCAGAGUAGUUUCUUGACCCCCAGCCAACGCCUCCCCUCUCUGCGUGAAAGGCUACUGCGCAAGGACGGCUUGGGUAAAGGGGGACCUCCCUCCUCCCCGCUUUGCUCAGGCAAGGUGUCCUGGCACCGCCUUGCAUCCCCUGAGCCCUGCAUCUCCUCCCCACUAGAGGCGUGGCUUCCUUCCUCUGCUGAGGAAGUGCUGCUUCCCACGAUCUUUGGGGGCUCUCUGUAAUCCAUCCGCCUUUUCCCCUCUCGCCCCUGAGCCGAUGGCAGUUCCCUGACAGUGACUUGCAGUGUUCGCUCCAGGGUUGGAGACGGGGGCAUUCCCAGCCAUGCCACUGAGCUGUGGUUCUUCCCCAUAGGGGUAAUUGUCACACGGCAGUGCUGGCUUAAAGUUAUAUUUGUGCCACAAAGUUCUGGGUCAAGUUGAUUUGGCGACUUGCCUUGCUGAGUCAUUCAUUCCCUGCUUCGUGUCUGGCAAAGGUGACUUACUGCAAUCUCUUGUGCUAUCUCAUUCAAUUGUUCUCUCUUCCUGGGCAGAGGACUAUUUUGGUGGACAGAGGACCGAGUUUAAUAUGAAUCGAUGAGAUCAUGUCUGCAGUUUCAAAAUAAGCUUUAAGAUGAAAAAUUUUGGUUGGAAAUAGAAGUACAAACCAUGGCACAAAACUCAGGGUUUUUGGGUUUUUUUUUUAAAAGGAAACUCUCUUCCUGCUUCCUGACUGAAGCCAUUCAGUCUGUGUAUAAGUAGAAGAGCACCCAAUAGGGAGUUGUCCACUUCCCUCUGGAGUAAACCAACAAUUAGCCUUUCUAUUUGUAGUAGCACACCCCACGUCACAAACACCUACCAAGGAUACAUGGUGGGAGGGUGGGGUGGGGGAACCUGCUUGGGGGCUUGGAAAGGGUUUUCUAGUAGCUCCUAAUAGGGAAACAUAGCAUCUCAAAAUAGGGUUGUCAUGUGGCCGUUGUUGUAGUUACAAGAAAGCAACUAGGCUAGUCUGAAAUCCUUCUGAAAUUUCUCAGUGCAGGUGGAAUCCAGUCACAUGGUCGGAAACACAAGUAUAGUGGGGACAGACUGCCCUACGUCCCUUGAAGUGAAUGUUAUUUUUGCCCACCAAAAUACUGUCAAGCAGAAAUCCUCAAACUCAGCUCUCUUGUGUUGUGGGCAGUAGAUGCCCCAGCUCUGUUACUUCACAUCCCGUAACUAGAAAGGUCAUGUUGGGAUCUGGCAUCCUAUGCAUAUGGGAUUAUGACACCUUCCUUGUAGUCAUGCCAGCAUUACUCUCACAAGCCAUGCCCAUUUCUGGAAUACUCUGUGUGUGUUUUCUUUUAAACUGGUCUAAAACGUAUUCUGCUCCAGUUUGACAGACAGAUACACCUGCUACAGUGCUGCAUAUUUGGUGUAUUUGGUCUUGGAGUAGUUUGAGUAUAUUGCUGCCUGCUUUCUGUUUUCUGCUUUCUCUUUAUUCUACAGUGCAGGGGCAGAGAUAGACUUUGGCAUCUCACUAUGUUGCAUCAUGUGAUGCUGUCUGAGAUCACGUUGUGAUCCGCCAUUUGUACUUCCUCUCUGACAUGUUUACACAGGCGGUUAAAAUGGCAUAAUUGCCCUCUGCCUCUUAGAGUCAUAAGGGUGUGUGAGUGUGUGUGUUUUUUGUUUAUUACCUUAGAUUAGACCAGGAUAAGCUAUCCUUGUCUGUCAGAAGUUAAAUUCCUUUUGCGCUUGCGUAUCAUAGACGUCAUGUCAACUUCUGGUUUCUGGCUCCAUCCACAUACUAAUUUAGAUGGGGAAACUAGUGGCAGGCAGAAGGUUGAACCCCUUUUCUGCCACCACUUGCUGCUAUAAUCCAGUUUAGAUUUCUGCUCCCUGCAAGCUCCCACUGUUUAAGUAAAACUUAAAAAACAAAAUAUCAUGUGUCGUUUGACCCUUGAGAGUGGAUAGGUAGUAUUUGCUAUGGGGUAAUUUAAAUAUCCAGCUAUUGCGAUCAGCUAGAGAUAAUGGGAUGGGUCAGAUUUUUGCUCUAUCCUGUCAGAAUUGUAAUAAAACUGCCUCAUAGUUUUAGGACUACUAGCCAGUAGAAACCUACAGAGGGCAAAUAAACAAAGUAUUGGCUAUUUCCCCCUUUCUUGAAGAGGUGAUAUUAAAUUGUCAGAUUAGUUAACCUCUGUUGUGAGGUUUUUAUACUGUUUUCCAUUUGGGUGAUUCAGGAAAGAGAGGAACUUAUCACAGAUUUUAUGUUCAACUUAAUUUCUGAUGAUUUCAGCUUUAUUGGUGGUGUGCGUUUUAAAACAAUGCAUAGUUUUGCUGUGUGUUCUUUGCUAAACUGUCUUCUUUACUAAACUGACAGCCCCAUUCCAUGUCUGAUUAUGCAGAAGAAAGUCCUGCUGAAGCCAAUUCCCAAGUAAGAGCACCUAGGAUUGUGGCCUAAUGGUUUACUUGAAAGUAACUCCUACUGUGUUCAGGGGGACAACUCCCCAGUAAGUGUGUUUAUGAGUGCAGUCUGAGUACCCUAAAAAUUAGGUGCCACUUUCCCCCCUAAAUAAUAUUCUGUAAUAUUUAGUUUUCUGAUUUCAAAUGUAAAGCAAAAACGAGCCAUGCCUAUAUUGGUGAGAAACACAUGCUGGUCACUGCUUCCAUUUCCACUAGAGGGCUGCCAAAGUAGGGUUUUUGCAAUAACCUGAUUUUUUUUUUUCAUACUUUGGUGUGGGAAGACCCAAUUUAUACACCUUAUCAUAAGGUACUGCUCUGCAUCUCAUGCUUCCUAAACUGUUGGUUUCCAGAUGCAACACUACCCUUGCUUUAUAUUUAAAAAAUACAGAUGAGGGAUAAAGGUAAGGUAAAGGGACCCCUGACCAUUAGGUCCAGUCGUGACCGACUCUGGGGUUGCGGCGCUCAUCUCACUUUAUUGGCCGAGGGAGCCGUUUACCUUCCCGCCAGAGCGGUACCUAUUUAUCUACUUGCACUUUGACGUGCUUUCGAACUGCUAGGUUGGCAGGAGCAGGGACUGAACAACGGGAGCGCACCCCAUCAUGGGGAUUCGAACCACUGACCUUCUGAUCGGCAAGUCCUAGGCUCUAUGGUUUAACCCACAGCGCCACCCACGUCCCUUCUACAAAAAUACUUACUUUUAAAAAUGGAAAUCUGGGUAUUAUAGUUCAUUCAGGGCAGGGGAUGGAUUCCCCCUCUUCACUCCCAAGGUCAUAGAGACGUUAGUGCUCAUAAUGAGCAGCCAAUGUUGACAUUUGAAGUGAGAAACUGUUCUCACUUGAAAAUGCACAUGUGAAUUGGGCUUAUUAAAAUAAUUAAUGGAGAUUAAUACCAUCACAGCUUUUGAGUUCUUGAUGUGUCUUUGAAAAAGUGGAAGCCUUGUUCAUCAUAAUAGUGGGGAAAGGGCAGGCAAGUCUUGUAAGCUUCCUUCAGGAUCGUUCAGUGUGGCUGCCUCUCUGACAUCUCCAGCGGCUCCAUUUCCCUUUCCCCAUUCACACAGUCUUAAAACGUCCUCUCAUAUGUAAUGAGGUGCUUCUUCCUUUUACUCCUUUAUACACCAUUAUUUCUCAAAGUUUGGAGUCAACCCCACAAUAGUGAGGACUAGAAUCUUACCAUGGCGGAGUAGGAUGAGAGCCACAUGGCAGGCAGCUGCAGUGCUACAGCUUCUAAAAGGAGCUGUUUCUAGCUGAAUAGCAUAAAAGGUAAAGUUAAAGGGACCCCUGACCAUUAGGACCAGACAUGGCCGACUCUGGGGUUGCGGCGCUCAUCUCGCUUUAUUGGCCGAGGGAGCCGGCAAACAGCUUCCGGGUCAUGUGGCCAGCAUGACUCUGCCGAACCUGAGCAUCGCACGGAAAUGCCGAUUACCUUCCCGCCGGAGCAGUACCUAUUUAUCUACUUGCACUUUGACAUGCAUUCGAACUGCUAGGUUGGCAGGAGCAGCGACCAAGCAGCGGGAGUGCACCCUGUUGCGGGGAUUUGAACCACCGACCUUCUGAUCAGCAAGUCCUAGGCUCUGUGGUUUAACCCACAGCACCACCCGCAUCCCUAGCUGAAUAGCAUAGGCUGGAACUAAAACCUCAAUCCUUGAGACAUAUAUUUAAAGGUCAGGGAUUCAAAUGUUCCUUAAAUAAGGGAAUAUGUGCAUGAUUGGUAAGGGAAAGAAUUCCUCACCACCACAAGUUUGCUUUUAUCCAUUUGUGCAGCAAGAUGUUCCCAUUGUGGUUCAGCUUCAUAAGUUUUUAUUUCAUUUUUUUCUGUUUAAUUUCAUCCCACAGGCCCGAAAGCAUAUUUGCUUCUGGAGGACAAAGCCAUGCAUUAGCAGUUAGGUUAUAUUGGAAAAGGCUUUAAAUGGAAAAGUCUUGGUGCUUUGGGUUGUAAUCGUUUAGUGUAAAAUGGCCAUGGACUCCUGUGGUACUUAACAGAGUAGACAGCACUUCAAGUGGCAAAACAGGACGUGCUGCUCAUAAGUGGAGCUGCCUCGUUCGGUGGGUUUUGUGACCCAUCACUGCUGCAAAACUUAUUCAUAAACCAGCCUGGCCGGAGUAGACAAGACUGAGCCAGAUGGACAGAGGAUUUGACUUACCUUCAAACACUUACCUUUGACUCCCUUGACUCUGUGCCCAGGACAAGAACCAGAGCUAGCAGAUAAAUUGCUUGCCUUUCCCAUAUUCACUUUCAAACUUAAUUACAGUUAGGCAGCUUAGGUUUCAUUUUCUCGAGAGUGCUUUUGAGACGGUUAGAAAACGUCUUUCUUAAGCCGUAGACAUUCUAGGUUGCUCUCUCCACACCCCCACCCCACUGCCACCCUUGGGAUCUAAUUUGAGCUGGAAUUUAAAAGAAGCACCAUAGUUUAGUUCACAAGAUUAGAAUCUGAAGAUGAACACAGGAUGUUCUUGCGGGGGAGGAAAUCUCACCGAUACCUGUGUUGGUUCCUUUCCCAAGCGCGGUAUCUUAUCCUUCAGGAGGACUGAACUUUAUAUAUUGCUGUGGGCAAGAGUGGAAAUACAGAGAGCAGAGAAGCAAAACAGGAAAUUAAAUUCUAAUCUAUAAAGCUAAGCCCAUGUCAAAUGUCAUUCUGUUGUAGCAGAAGCCGUAUGCUUUAUUGUAACAUUUCCAAAGCAAAAUAAAUCCAAAGCCUAGCAGGUAGUAUGGGUUGCAAGGGACGUGCACGGAUGUCAUGCUCUUGCUAUCUUUUGCCCCUGCUAAUGAUAUGUUGGCCUUUUUCUGAGGUUUGAGAGAGGAUAUACAGUAUUUGUAUUUGUUCGCUCUAACUAGAGGUACAUGAAUCCUCUCAUUUACUGUUGGUAACUUUAUAGGGUAGCUAAAACCCAGAUACUUUGAUUGAAAUGCAUAUUUUUUAAAAGGAUAAGUGCACAUACAUCUAAUGAAGUAGGUUUACCCCCUCCCCAAACCCCCUCAUUAACAAGUGUCACAGUAAACAAAAUACCAUAAAUGAAGUGGCACAAUGAAAUAGGGCACACACUCUUUUAAACUAUUGUAUAGACAUGGGUGGAGACUCUGUGGUCCUCCAAAUGUUGCUGGACUACAACUCUCAUCAUCCCUGACCUUUGGCCAUUCUAGCAGAGGAUGAUGGGAGUUGGAGUCCAACGGCAUCUGGGAGAGUCACAGGUUCGCCACACUUACUUCUUUCGUCAGAUUUAUAAACCGCUUGAUUGUAAAAACAACAACCACCCAACAACCUCAAAGUGGUUCAUGUAGAAGCACACACACAAGUCUCAGUAGACUUGCAUUUGCAACAACACAUUUCUCAAAUAUGUAGCGUUUGGUUGUCUCGUUAACGAACAUCACUAGGAAUUUGAAUUCCUCUGACUCUUGAUUUAAAAAGUGAGCUUUCUGGCCCUUCAAAAAUAAAUUUAGAAGCAUGCUUGUGGCAUUGAUAAAUAUUUGUCAGGGCUGCUGGAGGUUGCUUUCCCACAAUAGGUUAAGGAAUGAUGUUCGGAUCAGUGCUCACUCCCAUCCCUGGGAGCCAGUCAUGAGCCAAGAGGCAAGUGGGUGGCUUAAUGCAUUUGUCAGAAGCAGAGCACGUGGCAGGGUAGAGAGAAAGUGGUCUGGAAGGGCUCUCUUGCUGAGAUACAAGUUGCUCAGACUGAAGAGCAGGCCUUGCAGGUGUGGCUUUAUAGGACCGGGUUCUCUUGAUUCAUGUGACUGGGUGCUAAGUCAGGUGGCAGCAUUUAUUAUAACCACCCAGGUGGCAUUUCUGGAUAGCAGAGUUCAGUCUGCUGUUCUUUCAGCAGAGAUUCUACCUAGUGGCACAGGAAGUUACCUGCUGGAGCCAGGCUGGCAAAACUCCUGGUUUAAGACCUCCUUGCACCCUAUGAUGGAUCUAGUGAACAUAGCUUUCAAUACCUUUUGUCACCCAUUCUCUUGACACUAUUCUAAAAUUCUCCAACCUGUUCUGAUACACUUAUUGCCAAAACAGGAGUCAGUAGAGUCUUUUGUUUUAAACAUGGGGCUUUGGGCAUCCUAAGAACCUUUCUUGUUAUAAGGAAUCUGCGAAUUCAGUAACAGGCAGCUUAUGUGUGUACUACUUCUGUUAAUUAAAGAUUGGCCUCAUUUUGGUCGGAUUGUUUUGAUCAGAUUCCCUGUGGACAGGCAGGUGGUUGCUGUGCUUGCAUGUUAGAGAGAGGUCAAGAUCUGAGUUGGUGCUGGGUUCAUCCAGAUGAUUGACAGUGAUGGUGUGUGGGGACUUGCUAGUUCAGGGGGGCAGGUUCUAUUGACCAGUCUGCACCAGCAUGCUGCUCAUUGACUCUAAAUUAAUACAUUAUUUAUUGUUUUAUUUAUUAAAUUUGUAUGUCGUGCGUAUGAACCGAUGCUGCUGAGGUGGUCAACAUGGGUCUGGCUGCAUUACUUGCAGGCAGGGGCACAUGUAACUGAACAUACAUCAUGCAAAAAGAUGCCAUUCCCCCACCUCGCAAAACUAGCAUGUCAGGAAGAAGACUAGAUGAGAACCUUACUUCACAAGCUAUUUUUCUCUGUGGAGGGAACUUUUCAUUUGGAGGGGCAUUCAGUCUUGUGAGCAAUCUGAAAUAGUGCAGCUCAGAUUUGGUUUAUCACCUCUAUGAUAACUAGGCAUAUUCCAGAGGUGAGGCAGCUGCUAGUACAUUCAUUCUGGUGGUGUUUGAAGUGUUUUCUCCUCCCAGUUAUGGGACCAAACAUUUCCCUCCUUUCUGAGCCCAGGAGAGGUGAAAACACUUCUCAGGUGCUUCACAGCAGAGUUGAUACUCAUGAAGCUAGGCUGCUUUGUCGAUGCUGCUUGAUUUUGGCAUUGGAUUCAGUUGUCAGCUCACACAAAGAUGCCAGAUUUAUUUUCUGAAUAAAGAUGCUGUGCCAGCGAUGCAUAUAGCCUGUCGCAGAUUGAUUGUCUUGUAGGCUUCACGAAAAAUGAGCAGCUCCGCUGCAUGAUGAUUUGCUGUUUCAGGUUUCAGUGAGUUAAAACCCCAGUAGAACAGUUGCUGUACAGUAGCUGUAAGGCUGUAUUACUCUAGAGCUCGUACUGUGGUUGAAUUAGUACGAGGACCACGCAGAAGUGCAUAAACAGCCUAGGAGGCACCCUUUAAUCAUUAUAAUGUGAUAGCAAUAGAGUGGGGAUGUGAUGGUGCGGAAUUUGUAUUGUGUUGACUCUAUAGGUCCUAAGACCCUCCUGCAUGUUUUAUGCAUGCAGUCUAGAGAGAUAGUUAACAGGGGGAUCCAUCAGAUAGAUGAUGCACUGUAACUCCUCUCAACCCCAGCAAGUAUGACCAAUGUUCAGGGAUGAUGAAAGUUGAGUAAGAGCAGUCAACACAGGGCCUUACUCUACAUCAAUCAGCCUGUCUCAACUGUUGGUCCCUAAUGUUGUUGAACUACAACUUCCAUCAUCCAUAGCCAGCAGGUGCGGCAGUCAGGGAUGAUGGGAGUGGUAGUUCAACAACAUAUGGGAACCCCUGGUCGAGAAAGGCUGCUCUAGACCAACAAAUCCCAUCAUCCCUGGCUGUGGUUGCUGAAGGUGAUAGGUGUUAGAGUCUGUCAGGGACUAGCAGCACGCUGACAAGUGAGCACAGGGUGAAGUGGGGCUGGAGUUGGACUCAGGAGAGGGGGCCAGUGAUUUGUGGAGAACUCUACCAGCAAGGAGGCAAGAGCUGGAGGCAGGGAAAGCUUCCGAGCUGGAGGGUGGAACACAGCACAGGUGUGGAAGAGGAAGAAGAAGCAGGUCGAGCAACAGAAGGGCUCUCCCUGCACCACUGUCUCGCAGAAUGAAAGGGAGUUGAAGAGGAAAGAGCAGAGGAAGGUUCCACGCAGGUGUAGUCUCUGGCUGUGUGUGCACAGCUCAUCUGGAGAAGGUACAGAAACUGGUGAAGGGGGGAGUGACCCCUUGUUCUUGCAACUGCUUCAUAGAGUGCAGACCUGCAGAAUAGAUACUAGACUGGUGUUGGUGAAUAUUUGGAGCUAUAGAAAUGACUGUAAGUGUCCACUUUGACAAUGAAGAAUUCUCUAUCUGUCAUGUGUGCUCCUUUGGCUGGUGAGCACCCUUGACACACUCCAACAACAACUGGAGGGCACCAUGUUGGCUAUCCUGGUCUACAGUUUCCUCAUGUAUGGGGAAGAUAUUUAAAAUGUGAAGGGAGUGCUGUUUUCCCAAGGCCAAUCCAACACAGCCACAGGCCACGGAAGCCUAGCUCCAACAGUGUGGUCCAAGUGUGGUAUCUGGUGGGUGGCUUCCUAAGUCCUAGAUGCCAGUGGAAAUAGAGAAGGACUCUGGAUCCCACCACAGGGUUUACACACAAAGGUAGCUGACACUCAAAAUACAGUGGUGCCCCGCAAGACAAAUGCCUCGCAAGACGAAAAACUCGCUAGACGAAAGGGUUUUGCGGUUUUUGAGCUGCUUCGCAAGACGAAUUUCCCUAUGGGCUUGCUUCGCAAGACGAAAACGUCUUGCGUUUUUUGCAAGUUUGUUUCCUUUUUCUUAACACCAUUAAUACAGUUGCGGCUCGAGGAGCAACUCAUAGAACGCGGUGUGGUAGCCUUUUUUGAGGUUUUUUGCGAUUUUUGAAGCUUUUCCAAAACUUUUCCGACACCGUGCUUCGCAAGACGAAAAAUUCGCUAGACGAAAAAACUCGCGGAACGAAUUAAUUUCGUCUUGUGAGGCACCACUGUAUAUUCAUCAGGCACAGAGCUCCCAGGAGUCUGGCUGUCAGAGGUAUUUCACAUUCAUUUCCCAGCUACAAACACGGUGUGAGUGUUUUGAAGAUGCAAGAAACAGACAUAUGUCCCUCUUGCCUUAGUUCAUCUUCUAGAUGGAAAUAAUUCUCUGGCUUCUGAGUUAGUUCUUAAGAUCACCUAUCUGGGAGGUGAGAAACUGUUGAUGCUCUUAAAUAAAUGAAGUGCAGAUUAUCUGAGGGCCAUAAAAUAGUCUGCAAUUCUGCAUACAUUUCUAACCGAACAGAACUCUGGCUUCCCCUGCUUGGAGUUGUGUACCUGGAGCUUAAAAAUGCAGUGGGGUCAAGAGCAGAACAAUCUGUGCCUUGCUUACUUCAUUUUCCCUUUUGUUUUGCCUGACUGUUGCCUUCUCAAGUAAGGAAUCAUUUUCUGGGUGUAUAUUUUGAAAUGCUCCUCUGAUCUCUGUUCCUCAAGAGAACAUUUCAAGCUCUUAGAUUUUGUACCUGCCAAAAAACGGAACUGCGAAAGGUCUGCUUCUCUUCCUUGCUGGGUUGGCAAGUUGAGAAGGAUUUGGCAAUUAGUGUUCUUCACCCACUGGCUAACAUGUACUGCCACGUCUCCUUGGAUUCCGCAUGUCCAUGAUUUCAGUCUUUUCAAAUCUGGUUCUGAAGGGCAUGUUUUCCUUCUCAGUUUUCAUGCUAUAUCAUUAUCUUGUGGAUUUGUCUGUGCUUGGAGCUCUUAAUCAUUACCAGUCCUUUAUGUGGAGGGAACUUUGAGCUACAUGUAGUUCAGCCUUUGCCAAUCUGGUGCCCAUUGGAUGUUUUGGAUUACAAUUCCCAUCAGCUUCAGCCAGUACAACUGUCUGAUGAUGGGGCUAAUGGGAGCAUGGUUAUGUUGGGUGAGUGGGAAUUUGAUGGGAUUUGUAUUCCAAAACACCUGGAGGGCACCAGGGUAACAAAGGCUGGUGUUGCUAAUCUUCUUCUUAGCUCUUUGCUUUUGCAUUUUGAGUUUGGACGUCUUAUAUUACAAUCUUCUUUACACAGAGUCUUCAUUUGCUAGACUGCAAUAUAUUGGGAAAUACUUGGAACAGCUCCUGUUGCUUUUCUGCCCAAAGAUUUGCUCCUCUCUAGGAAAAGGAAAAGGGUGUUUGGGGGAAUUUGAGUGAGUGGAGAUGCUAUAGGGACAGAGCCGUCUUUCCCAUGGGUCUUAGUGUGGUGUAGUGGUUAAGAGCAGUAGAUUCGUAAUCUGGGGAACCAGGUUCGUGUCUCCGCUCCUCCACAUGCAGCUGCUGGGUGACCUUGGGCUAGUCAUACUUCUCUGAAGUCUCUCAGCCCCACUCACCUCACAGAGUGUUUGUUGUGGGGGAGGAAGGGAAAGCAGAAUGUUAGCCGCUUUGAGACUACUUUGGGUAGUGAUAAAGCGGGAUAUCAAAUCCAAACUCUUCUUCUUCAGUGUGCCAGGGCGCCGGCCUCUCAGGGCGUCCUAGUGAACGGGGGAGCUGCAUAGCUUUGCCGGCAGCCUCCCCUUUCCCUGCAUGCCCGCCAGCUGCACCCCACCAACUGUAUGCCUGGUGGUCAUGCAGCUUCCUUCCUAAGUCUCUGCAGGAGGAAAGCGAUCCCCGCAGAGGCUUAGGAUGGAAGCUGCACGCCUCUGCAUCUGCUAAAGACGGGGUUGUUGUCCUCCUCCUGCUUCCUGGCGAAAGGCGGCGCGCAGCCUUCCCGGGCUGCCUUCUUGGGCGUCCCAAUGCCGGAGAGCAUGUCCGCCAACACGUUUUCCUGCUUGAUUGCCGCCACCACGCCGAGGAUCGAAGCGGUGGGGGAAGCAGAGGACAUUUCCCACCACCCCAUCCCUUGUUUUGGAGUUGCCGGGGGGGGCACUGGAGGGAUCUUUGCAUCACGGCGCCGGAUAUGCUUAAGAUGGCCCUGUAUAGGGAUUCAUUCAGACAUUUGCAACAAGAAGUUGAAAUGCACUGGACUUAUUAAGAGUUAUUUUCCACACUAAAUCAACCUUUGUAUUGCCUUGUUGAUCUUUUCUGCUUUUAUUUCUUUCUCUUAUGAUGCUCCAUGGUGGUUGAGUGCAACCCUCUUGCUGGAUUAUCCUACAAGAGAUCUUGUUUGUGCAGGUGACUGUAAAGUCUGAACAGAGAGAGCUUAAACAGGUCCCACUGCAAGGCAUAACAUUUCUCAGUUGCAAUAUUGGUACAUGAUUGCUCAGGUUCUAUAUUGGCAGUGACUCCAGUGCAAAGGGUGUGUGGUGUGUCUUUGUUGUUGCUGUUCUGGUCCCCUGCCUUGUAGCUAUCCUGCUCUGGUUCUGUGCCUGCAGGAUGAGGCAGUUUGGUUGUCACAGCACCACAGAGAGCUCCUAUUGAUCAACUUGCUCCAACAUGGGUUGAAAGUGAACUACGUUUUUCUUCAGUCCACCGCUCCUGUGCUCUGCCCCAAGGGUAGCCAACAUGGUGCCCUCCGGUAUGUUGUCAGAGUUCAGCUCCCAUUCUCCCUCACCAUUGGAGUUGCUGAGAGUUGUAGUCUAGCAACUUUUGGAGGGCACUGCAUCCGCCCCCUUUGUUGGAGAGCUACAGAUUCUUUAAGGGCCAGUUGCCUGGCCUGAAGAUUCACACUUCUGCUGUUGUCGGUGGCCUUCCACCUAGUCUGUGACAUUUAGGCUGGUGAGCUAGUUAUGGGAGGCCUUGGGCCCACAGGAAGGAUCCUGUAGGAGUCUCUGUUCUGGCUCUAUGGACCAUGGAAUUCUAGGAUCAGUCCCAGCAGCUUCCUACUUUCAGUGGGUCCCUGGUCAGCAACAUCAGGCUCACAGCCAGGAACCUGAUCUGGUUGUUCAGCUGGUGGCAUUGCAGCCUCCAUUUAUUGUUCACUGCUGGGCUUCCACAGUCAUGACAGCUCUGCAGUAGUUUUUGCACUGAAAGUGAGUACACGAUCAGGCUUUGUUUUGAAGGAUGCCACAGCUGACAGGACCUGAAAAUAUGCAAAUAACCAGGCACACGGUGAAGCUGUUGUUGCAUGGGAAAACUUGUUGGGUGACCUUUGGCUGGUUGCAGUCUCUCACAACCUGACCUGCCACAGCAUUGUUGUGAGGCUUAAACAGGGAGGGAGAGAACCAUGUGGCCACCUUGAGCUCCUUGGAGGAAAGAUGGGGUAUAAAUGUAAUAAAUAAGUAAGUAAAUAAAAAAUGGGGUCAUGUGAACCCACCCUCCAAACGUACUAGAAACUUGUGAAUUUUUUAUGCAGCUUCUCACCAUGCAAAUGCCUACUUAAUUUGAUCCCUUUCACUUUGGGAAACAGGAAUCUGUUCAUCUGUUUCCUUUAAUAUUUUAUGCCCAAACCAUGUGAGGAAGAGGAAAUGAAAAUGUUUCCAGAUAGCGAACUUUUAUUAAAGAAAAGGGAGAAAAAGGAACAACUAGCGAUGUGUAACUGUGUGGGAUACGUAGCAACAGCGAGCCACCCUGCCUUACAAAAAUAAAUCUCAACUGAUACGGAAAGUUUAAUUAAAUUUAGCAUUCUGCCUGAGCAGGGCUUGUCUGGGGAUCUGUAAUUUUUGAUGCAUCUACCAUUGUGCAGAUGGUCUUUAUUAAAACAAGGGCAUAUUAAAUUUUUUGGGGGGGGGGAAGGAGACAGUGUCACGAUGUUGCUUACACAGGUACAUGUGCUGGAAACUAAUUACCUCUCUUAAAGAUAAGCGUGAUAAGAUGGGUUUGCUUGGCAUCUGUGGCAAAAGCAAUUAAAAGCUCUGCACUCCUUUUCUUUGUUUGUUUUAACAAUUACAAAUGACCUGGUUUUUUAAAGGACAAUUUAAUAUGCCUUGAUGUUUAUCACUGCCUAAAGUGUUUCUUGCUGGGUAGCCUGCUCUGACUAAUAUAAUUUACCUGCCUCUGUAAUGCAAUUUCUUUCAAUCACCUCCUUUCCUAUCCCUAGGCUGUUAAUGUUGGAAAACACACUAGUCUUUUCUAUUUUGUUGAGUGGUCAGGAGGUGGGGUGGAGGUGAGAGAGAAACAUGUUUUUGCGGUGGCUGUUUUUCACAUUAGUAGAGAGAUGCAGCUGCAUAGUUUUCACAGAAAGGCAAGGAGCUCUGGUUCCUAUAUUUCACACGAGGCACUGCUGAAGUAGCAGGAAACAGCUCUUCUUCCCUACACUGCACCCAUAACCCUCCCAUGUGAACUAGGACCGCUCUGGUUUAAUCGUCCAGCCAGCCACGUUGAGGGUCAGUUUGGAUUAUCCUUUCUCUCCCACCUUUUUGUAUGACCCCUGCUUACUGUUAAUAUGCCAUUUUAAGAUUAGGAAGCUACAGAACCCCGAAGGAAAGAAGGCAAACCAGACCUUUGGUUGUAAGCCUCCAAUUUACACCACAGUUUCCAGAACUCCUGGGUCAGCUUCCGGCUAGUGAUAGCUCUGCCUGAUCUACAAGAGGAGAGAUACCUCAGUGUGAUACAGAAUCUCAUUGGCUCAUUGGGUCUGUGGUCAUGGGCAGUGGUUGGGUGUUCCAAUUUGCUCCUUGUGUGCAACAAUGGCAGUAUUCAUUCUUGCCCCCCUCUUCCCUGCUCCCCAGCAUCUACCACCUGAGGCAGCCUCUCAUUCUGCCUAAUAUUAGGACUGGCCCAUCUCACUUUAGUUCUAGUGAUGGCUUUCCAAAAGCUGAGUUCAGAAAGUGAUGGAGGGUUUCUAACAUGUCCCUGUGGUUAAUAUGGAAACAGAGGCUAGGCCAUAAAUUCUCUGUUUUAUACUGUGGUGAUGAUUAGGUUGUUAAUGUGUCCGCAGGGAGUAAACCCCACCUUGUUUCCCCUGCUAAAUAACUUUUUAUUUAUUCACAGAAGCAUCUGUUCCUAAACUGUGCUCUUUUACCAGUUUAUAAUUGUGACAGAUGGGAUUGUAAAUAUGCUGUAUUAAAGAUAGUUAUGGAAAUGAAACUUGUUCAAUUAUUAAUUGCUACCUUUUUGACUAGGGUGAAUUUCAUGUAGGCAGUUUAGACUGGCAGGCAGUGUUCUGAUUGCUAAAGCCAUCCACCCUUUUAAAGACUCCUUAUUGUCAGCAUUCUGUGCAGGACAUUUCAACAAGGUGCGAGUGGCUUUCCUAAUUUACAAAGCCCUGUGUAGAUUAUUCAUCCCCUGGAAUGCCUCUUUUGAAGAAUUGGGAAAAUCCUCAUUUGCAUGGGACAUGGAAGCCUUUGUUGUGAAGAGGUGCCAAUGGUGGCUUCUCAAAAGCCCUCAUCCUGGAGCUACUUCCUUUGGCUUUCAUCAGAAGGGAACAAGAUCAUUUUUUUAAUAUAUCCUUUCCUAUUUAUGGCAGAAUUUUAGAUAAACAUACACAAUUCAGACUUGAUGGGCCUAUGUAAAUCAUGUUUUGUACUUUCGACUUCUACAUAUGCUGACUUUACACAUACUCUAGCCCAGAGAUUUACAAGGUUAGUGUGUCGGCAGCCGGUGGCUGGAAAGGGGUUAAUUUAACCUACGGUUUGCUCGUAAAACUGAAUUACUGUGUUGCAAAAUGCUGCAUGUCUAAAAGGUGUGUCACCAACAUGAAAAGUGUAGAAAGCUCUGCUCUGGCCUAUCUUCUAUAAUGGCCAGGUCAAAGACAGAUUAUGAAACAUGUCUCGUUUGCAAAUAUAAACACUGAAAAUAUUGUGUAUAUAAAACAUAUAGUAGAUAAAAGCCAGAAUCAAGGAUUAAAAAACAAACAAAACCCAAGCGAUAAAACAAAGGACAAAAAGAGCAAUAAAAAAUAAGUAAAAUUGUCAUCUUGUCAAGGUCCCUUUGUAGUGUGAAUCCUGACUUUUAAAUGGGCCUUUGAACUUCUAGCAAGUAUUCAGCCUUCUUCAUAGCACUAUAGUGGAACAAAGGCUGUUAACUUGGCUUAGUAUAGAUUUAAAGCAGGGCUUUCCAACCUUUCCAAGCCCAGAGUCACAUUUGGAAGAAGCUGUCGUGAGCGCUACCCAUUUCACAGAAAAACUGGUGAUGCUCGUGGUCCUUUGCAUUACGAAUACAUGCCAAAAGGUAAACAAAUUGGAAGCAUUGUGGAGUUGCUGUAAUAAUGCGUGAUCGACACACGCACAUACACACUGAGUGGUAUCCAACUAAACAUUUACACAAGCACAAUGAUGUUUACCUGCACAGUGUAACUUCCUUGCCCUCUCCUCUCCCUGUGUGAGCCCCACACACCUUAAGUCUGCUGCAGAUGGUUAGGGGAACCCCUGUGUAGCAGGUUUAAGGGGCGCACAGGAGAGGGAUGGGUGGGGAAGUUACAUUGUGCAGGUAAAAGUUGUUGUGCUAGUGUAACUGUUCACUUGGUCCUAUAGUGCAGUCAUUUGGUUUAAAUGUUAUAAUGUUGAAAGUUACUUGUUGUGUCUAUUGUUUUGUUAACCAAGUACAAAUAAAAGGUUAAAUACACAGACCCCGAGAUUAUAAUAGUUUAGUAGGCUAAGCCCACUCUUUAAAAGGAUAGGCACAUUUCAGUAUAUUGUGGUUCUUUUCUAGUCUAGCUGGGCUCUGAUUGGGCAAAAAGUGUCAAGUGUAUAGCUCCACAUUGACUAUUUCUAUUUUUUACUUUCUUUUACCACACACACAGUGAAUGUGUUUUUCCCAGAUAAAACUACUCAUUAUGGAUAGCAAUGACGACUGCUAAUUUUACUAGGGGUCAAAAACAGGCUACCAUUUUUAAUCCUUCCAGAUAGUCCCAAUGGUGCCAUUUUUUGGACCUGUGGACUAAGAAGAACAUUGUGGAGAAGCUUAUUAGAGUCUCCACCCUUGUAUCUUGUCAACUUAAUUGGCUCUGGGUGUUCAGGAUAAGUGCUUUUCAUCCCUAUGGCUUCAUUUAAGCAUGUCAAAUCCUUUUCAUUAUUCAAGAAGCUAUCUUUGAAGACAUUUGACUGUUUUCACGCCUUCAACAGCAAAGUGCACACAUACCUCCCAUCACCCCUUUCUGUUAAAAUAUUAGUCCAUGAAAAUAAUUUGACACCAUAAACUGUUGUAACUACCGAAUACGGGGGAAUUUAAGCCAAAAGAAUUCAGUUAGCCCCUUUCACCCAAGGUUGAAACAGGUGACUAGCUCUCAGUUCAUUUUCCUUGUUCCCAGCCAGUCAUGGAGAUGUAUGAUAUGGCGUGGCCCACAACUUAUUUUGGGAUGCAGAAGCACAUGGACAUCAGUUCCUUAUUCAGGAUGCUCAUACAACUCUUGAGUAAGGAACUGGGAGCCAGCAAUACAGUGUUGAGAGAUAGUAAUCAGCUUCAGCCUCAUCACUUUCACCCAUUUGGAAGCUCUGUAAGUCAAAUGUGCAAAGGGGGAGCAGGAUCUUGCUCAUUGUCCUUGUCACCACUGCAGUUCUUCAGCUCUGGGUGGACCAGGAGAUGUCUCCAACCUAGUGCCCUCCAGAAGUUUCCCAUCUCCUGGUAAUUGGUCAGAGAUGAUAGCAUUUGUGAUCCAAAACACAUUGAGGGCACCAGGUUAGGAAAGGCUGAUCUAGAGCAGUAGCCUUCAAUGGUUUUCUGACCUGGGACGCACUUUUAAUCCAAACAUGCAUUUGGGGGCCCAUUUCUCAACCUUUUAAACCAUAUCUUUGUGUAGUGGUAGUGCUGUUGUUGCAACCCACCUUAGGUCAGGAUGCUGACCCACCAUGCAGAUUCAGGAGCAUUCCAUUUUUUAAACUACGGUAUAGCAGCCUGUUGUGACAAUGGCUGAGUUUAGGUUGCAACAGGCCUACAAAUCCUACUUGGUGGCUGUACAGCUGCACAACACACACAAACUGUGGUGUGGAUUCUGGAACCUUAAAUUACUAUAAUGCUUUGUGAUAUCUGUGCUGUUGGAGAAAAGGAUAACUGGGAAAACAUGUGGCAUCAGUCUUCAGCCCUUCUUCCUAGUGUUACGUCUGCCCUGUUUAUGAGCAGUCUUAUUUUAAUAAAAUUUUGUGCCCAUAACCUGCUUCAGUAGAAUCUGCCAGCCAGUUAGCAUGCUUAAAACCUUUAAAGCGCAAACCCAAAAGGAUUAUCUGAAUAAACAAAUCUCAGUUUUUGUUUCAUUGUCUUACACUAUACAUUUUUAUCUGCUUCCUUUUUUCUUUCUUUCUGAUUUUACUUUACAUAUUUUUUCUUUAGUAGCAAGUUAUCCUUUCAGAGACUGAUUGGUAUCUAUGGUCCAAUUAUUUUUUAUGUUCUCAUCCUUUUUAGUCUGAAAAGAAGAAAAACUGCAUAAAUUUGCUUCAGUUCAGAAGACAGGAAAAAAAGCAACCCAGAGCCCUAUUAGCAGCUUGGGAGACAGAAAAUAAGAAUGAAAGUUAACAACUUAAUAAUGUUUUGAAAUAUGUUGGAAGAGUUGUCUCAAACUGGUCCUUUUUUUGAACAUUGAAGUUACUGUUCAGUCAUUUGUUCUGUUGGCAUCUGAGCAUGCACUAAGCAAGAAGAAAGUGUUUUGUGUGUGGUUUUUUAAGAGUGCAGAGCGAUAUAGGCUAGCCUAGGUGAUCAAAAGAAUUGCUGGAGGUCUCUGUGUGUAGAGGGGGAAAAGGAAGUAGAGUUCAAAGUAGAGAAGGAAGUAGAGUUCAAAGGAGCUAGCCAGCCUUUUGAGGGUCAGUAGCUUCAUCUGGAAUUUUGAGAAAGUCAUGUGGGCACCACUCAGAAAGUGGCUGCCACCAGGACAUGGAAUAGCACAAAAUGACUGCCAUGGGGGUGUGGCAUAGUACAAAAAUGGCUGCCGCAUACAAAAGAGCAGAAAACCAACAGUACUUUAUGAAAACCAUUGAAGACAUUUUUGUUUUGACAAAUCUUUCCAUCUAGAUGAAAAUGUGCCAACCUUGUUGUUGUUUAGUUGUUUAGUCGUGUCCGACUCUUCGUGACCCCAUGGACCAGAGCACGCCAGUCUUCCACUGCCUCCCGCAGUUUGGUCAAACUCAUGUCCGUAGCUUUGAGAACACUGUCCAACCAUCUCGUCCUCUGUCGUUCCCUUCUCCUUGUGCCCUCAAUCUUUCCCAACAUCAGGGUCUUUUCCAAGGAGUCUUCUCUUCUCAUGAGGUGGCCAAAGUAUUGGAGCCUCAGCUUCAGGAUCUGUCCUUCCAGUGAGCACUCAGGGCUGAUUUCCUUCAGAAUGGAUAGGUUUGAUCUUCUUGCAGUCCAUGGGCCUCUCAAGAGUCUCCUCCAACACCAUAAUUCAAAAGCAUCAAUUCUUUGGCGAUCAGCCUUCUUUAUGGUCCAGCUCUCACUUCCAUACAUCACUACUGGGAAAACCAUAGCUUUAACUGUACGGACCUUUGUUGACAAGGUGAUGUCUCUGUGCCCACCUUAAGUGUUCAUUUUUUACAGUUUUAAAAUUUAUAAACUUGUACUCGUUUUAACAUUACUUUAACUAAUUUUAAGGAUAUGUCUGUAAAUCACCUUGGGAUAUAUGUGUGGAAGGUGAUUCACAAAUCAACAAAUAGAUGACACCACAAAAUGGUGUAGGCAUAGAUUCCUGCCCCAUCAGCCCCCAUCAACAGGAAAAAGAUACCUACAUCAGAUACCACUUCACUUGCCCACAGAGAGAAGUGAUUCCCACUUUUCCUCUGUUCAGAAGAGUUGGAAGUGCGGGUAUUCAAUAAAUGGACAUAUUUAAGAGGACAUGUUCAGUGUAGGAGAGGCUGAGCCAAGGGAGGCAGUAGUGGGCACAGUGGUGCCCAUGGAUACCACACAGGCCCCCCUGAACACUUUUCCAAACACAUUUUAUUAGGAGGGAGGGAGAGCUGACUAGAAUUCUAGACAUGUCUACUCAGGAGUAAGUCCCAUUGAGUUUAGUGGGGUUAUCCGCAGCUAAGUGGGUAUAAGAUUGCAGCCUAAGCCCGAACAUUUUAUUUUUAAGCCAGCUUUAUUUAAGCCAUUUUAAGCUGCCUUUAAAAAUCACGAGAGAGCACAACAGCAAUAAAAUAAAUGUAAAAUGAUGCAGCAAAUGCACACGCCGAUUAAAAGCACACCAACAGACAUCUGAUCUGAGAACUAGCAAGAGGAAUACACCAUUCACUAAAAGAAACCUCGAGGAAACAAGAAGGUUUCCAGAGCUCUUCUAAAAGUGGGAAGAGAGUGGGGAUUUCCUUAGAGAGAUGGAGUCCCACAGCUGUGGCACCACCAAUGUUUUUCAGCAAAGCUCAGUUGGUUAGAGCAUGGUGCUGAUAACACCAAGGUUUGAUCCCCAUAUGGGACAGCUGAAUAUUCCUGCAAUGCAGGGGGUUGGACUAGGUGAUCCUCAGGGUCCCUUCCAACCCUACAGUUCUAUGAUUCUAUGAUUUUUCAAAGACCAGUUAUGGCACCACCACUGUCCCUGUUACCUGCCUAUCUGAUCUUAACUAAUGAUGGGCCAGAAAGCAGGGCAUCUGAAGUUCCUGGUGGGUUUUCAUGGGUAUAACUGAUCCUUUAAAUCACCUGAUCUCAAGCCAUUAUAUGGACUCUAAAGGUCAAGACCAACGCUUUAAACUGAGCUCAGAAAUGAACCGCUGACCAGCAUAUUUGAUGUAAGAUAAGUGUGAAAUGUUCUGACUACAGUGGUACCUCGGGUUACAUACGCUUCAGGUUACAUAAGCUUCAGGUUACAGACUUCGCUAACCCAGAAAGAUUACCUCGGGUUAAGAACUUUGCUUCAGGAUGAGAACAGAAAUCGCGCGGCAGCAGCGGGAGGCCCCAUUAGCUAAAGUAGUGCUCCAGGUUAAGAACAGUUUCAGAUUAAGAAUGGACCUCUGGAACAAAUUAACUACGUAACCAGAGGUACCACUGUAUCUUGUUCCUACAAUCAUCCUGCCAGCAAAACAUCUUUUACGGCAGGGAUGGAAAACUCUCCAGGUGUUGCUGGACUCCCAAUCAGCCAGCCAGCAUGGCCAGUGGUCAGAGAUGAUAGGAUCUGUAGUCUAGCAACAUUUCCAAGGGUAUAGGUUCCCCAGGCCUGUUUUAAAGGCAGAACUACAUAGAUUGUGUAUAGUCAUCCAGUCCAGAUGUCUCCAGUGCAGGAGUCAUGGAGGCAGGUGUUUGCUAAACACAUAGCCCAGAAGCACAGGCUGUCCUAAUCAUCUUUCACGCUGGCUAUAUUUUGCAUCGGAUUCUAGCUGUGCCAUGUUACACAACAUGGCCCAUUUGUAAAUAUGUGGAGCUGCUUCACAUGCCAGUUUGUGGCACCAGAUUGCUUACUUGUCAAGCUGCCAAAGGAUCUUGCAUAACGCUGUUACAGAAUGGCACAGAGGUAGAGGAGGGUGCAGACCGAAAGGUGGACAGCGCUGCAGCUGGCACAGAAGAAAGGAUCUCUGUUGAUUACAUGCCUAGAAGUGAUUUAGGCUUUCAUAUUCAGUUGCCACUUCAUAGAAUCCUAGUUUUGUAGAGUUGAAAGAGCUCUUACGUAUCAGAGAAUUUUUCAGGCGUACAUUCACAAAUUCAAAACUGAGUUGAGUUGUUCACAACCACCUGCUUUGAUCCUAUUCCAGAGAUGGGGAUACAACUGUAGACCCCACCCUCUUCCCAGGCCUCCCUAUCUAGUCCUCAGGACUUUCCCCAGACACCCCCCCCCCCGCUUUGCACCUUCCUGAAGUGUCUUUUUCUGGCCAUAAAUCAUCAAACUCUGAGAAUGUCUCUUGCUUGCAUGUAUAGAGGUGUGUGAGUGCGCACAGAAACUAGACAAUUGUACAAACGUAAUAUUUGCAUCAGUGCUUCUGACCACUUUUGCCUCUUGCCCGGCCCACCACAAACUCUUGUCCCCCAGAAUGGAAUGUGGAAUGUGGCUUUUGGGCAGAAAAAGGUUUCCCACUGGGGAAGUCUGCAUAUCCUUCCCCACAUCUGAUGUAGGCCCGAAUCCUGUUUUGCCUGUGAGGGAGCCCAGUCGUCUUGGUUUGAAUCCCCAUUAAACAGCUGCCCUUCCUCCUAUUUCAUGAGGCCACCCUACUGGUCAGACAUCAUUUUUUGUUCCUGCCUUUUAGAAGAAAUUCAGCUCUCAGAUAAGGAUAAUAUAUUUGUUUCUGAAAAUGUGGCACAAAGGACGGGAUUCUGAGUGGAAGGCUCAAGGGGCUCGACUGAGUUUCCUGCAGAGACCUCUUUCUUUGCUGAGAAGCAAUUAAGCAGGCUGUUAACUGUCAUUUCUUAUCUUUCUAUAUGUUAUGGCUUUAUAAUUCAGGCAGUGGAGGAAGGCAGAACAUGGUCCGUUUAUUUUUAACAAAGAACAUACAGAGCUUGGUUAUCUGUUUUCCAACUUAAAAAUACAACAUUAUUCUUCAACAAUACUCAGCUUUUGGUGUAUCCAUUAAUCACUCUAUUCGAAGUUCAUAUCAGAUGAUUACCCCCAGACCACAUUCCCUAUUAAUUUUACUCACCUCAUGUCUUUGCUCUGUGCCUUUUAAAGUAUGUCUUAAAGCUUUUUGGACCUGUUUGCUUUUGUAUUCGGAGUUCAGACCUUUUAUUAUCAAAAUCUUAAGUGGUUUAAUGAAGAGCCUUCCCAUUCAUAAGACUGGAGUGUGUAAGGCAAUGCUAGUAAUUCAUGAGCCAGUGCCAAUUGGUGAAGUUAGAAAAGGAAGCUGUGGAAGGAAAAAAUAGAUUUAUUAUCAAAGUUUCUAGAUCAGUAAGCACAAAGGGAAAUGAGUGAAGAGCGCAUGUAUCUGUGUAGCUGGCAACACAGUUUUUCCAAAAGCCAUCUGCAGAGGAAUGAGAAGAUACCUUCUUGUCCCCCAAGGAAUGAGACCUUUCAAAGGGACAAUUUCCCUCAAAGGGACACCCUGCUUUCCCGAGACCUUCACUUGCUGUGACAGCAGAGGAGCUGAGCAGGGCACAUCUAUCAAGUUUCCAAAGGCCUCAUCCACCAACCUUUCUGCCUCUCUUAGCUUCUUCAGGUAAACCACCUUGGCCUCAAGGGAAUGACCUCAUUUCCUGAGGCCAGGAACUCACUGCACUGAGCAUGCAUUCAUGACUUUUGUCUAACAGGCAGAUAGUCAUACAUGUUCUGUACAAUAUACUGAAUUGCUCCCAGCCCUGCUACUGGUUUUUCACCCUCUUGCUCAUGAAGCAGCGCUUGAGAUGCUAUAUUUUAAACACAGAACCUGUACAUCUCCCCCCAGAUGUUUUCCCAGUGGCCAGAAUGAGUAUGACGAUGCAAAGAACAUAACAGAGCUUAAAAGACUGUUUCCUUGGUAACCACAGCCCCUUCAUGGAUUUGUGAAGUCACAGAAGGCCAGUCUACCAUAUUCAGGUUAGGUUAGCUUGAAGCUGAAGUUCAAGGAGUGAAGUCAAUGAUUACCUGUAAUGUAUUUCUCCUUUAACUGUAUCUGGCUACUGAAUGUUCGAUUGAAACUGGUUACUUUCCCAAGAGUUGUGGUACUUCAGACGAUGAAAGUAGCAGAAAUAUAUUCCCAUAUUUAGCCAUCCCUUUUAAUAUCUUGUUCCUUCCUUUCAAGACACAGACAAACACACUUUCCUUGUUGUUGUUGCUGUUCAUAGUUUUCCUGUAUUAACCAUUUCAGUGGUGGGAUUUAGCAGCAGCAGCAGCAACAAUUCCCAACUGGCUUGAAGGCAACUUCAGUGAGGCUUUGUUGUUUCCAUGACUGUGAUGUUGAUCAAUUAUGUCAGAGUCAGGACCACUUAUUGCCCUAAGUUGUUACCUGGGACACACUUUUUAAAAGUAUUGCAUGGUUUCCUUUUUCUCCUUUCUUUUUAUCUCUGGGGUUUCUCUUUACUCUGUCGCUCCCUGUUUUUGUGCCUCAUUGAAACUUCUCUGAAACUUCAGUGUCUUAAAUUAGAAGCUUUCAAAGCCACAUUGAAGUGAACUUCCUUUUGUCUGAAAUGUACUUAAGAGAAUUUUGAAUCCUAAGCGAAAGUUUAGUGACCAAUGUAACACUGAACUGUUAACAAUUAACUUUGCCAAAACCAAAAUUGUACAUUUUAACCGCUCCCCUAGGAAGGAUAAUUGGAGCGUAAAGGGAAACGCCAUUGAACAGACUAAGACCUUCCAAUACUUAGGCAUUACUUUCUCUUAUAAUGCCAAAUUCUCAACACACUUGACCACAUCAGCUAUAUCAGCAGAAAGAAGUGCAAAUGCUAUCCUUAGAUUAUUCAGAAGGAAAGGAGCUGGCUUCCUCCCGAUGGCCCUAACAGUCUUUCAGGCAAAAUCUUUAGCCCAACUUCUAUAUGGCUCUCAAAUUAGCCCCUCUGCCAACCUUAAGACCCUUGAAACAGUACAAUCUAAAUUCUUAAGAUCAUUAUUUGCUACUCCUAAGUGCACACCUAAUGCAGUCUUAAGGCAAGAGGCAGGACUGCCCAGAGUGGAAUUAAAAGUCUGGGAACAAGCAAUAUCCCUCUGGCUGAAAAUCCAUUACAAUCCUAAGGGUCUAUUACCUUGCUUCCUGGCCGCAGUUCCCUAUCCUCCUUGGCUUAUGCAAAUAACUAACAAGAUCAAACAAAUUGGCCUAAACCCUGAAAAUAUUUUUAUUGGAACUCUGAACAAGGCAAAAGCUACUAUCACUCGGAGACUUUAUGAUAUCGAAUUACAACAAGAAGGCGCCCUACUCCCAGAGACGUAUAGAUGUUUAAAAGCUUGGCCUAAUUUUGCAGCUGCCCCUUACUUAACUAACAUCACUAACGAAACCUAUAGAUGGGCUUUCUCUAGAGCCCGCUUUGAGACAAUGCCCUCAGCAGUGCUGUACGGCAAAUUCACGCGAGUUCCAAUGCAUGCGCGUCUCUGCCCUUGUAUGUCUAAUAAGGUAGAAUCUGUCACACACAUUCUUCUAUCUUGCGAAUUCUAUAGUGAAGAACGAGUUCAACUUAUUUUACCGCUUCUAUCAAAAUUUAUACCCCUUCAAUAUUAUUUGGAAUCCUCCCCUGAAAUUCUUCGAAAAUACCUCCUGGAAGAUUCCUCAAGCUCAGUAUCAUAUGAGGUGGCUAAAUUUUGCACUUUAGUAAUUAAGAAGCGUAAAUCUCUUCUGUUGAAUGGCACACUGUGAAGUUCUCUUGUGUAACCUUUUUUCUUUUCUGAAGUUGUUGCUGAUUUUUUGUUGUCUGAUCUUAUGGUGUCUAGUGUUACUGGCUUUGGCCGCAAUAAACUUGAAACUUGAACUGAAUCCUAAGCAAUGCUGUACAUAGUGUUCAGAGUGCUUUAGAGUACCUAAUUCAUCUCUUUCUGAGUUGCAUAAUCACACCAAAGGUAAGGAAGUUAUGUUCAUUUCCCAUUUGAUGCAAUUCAGCUGGUGAAAGGGGCUGUUCUUCCUCUUCCUCCUGCUUCUGUUGCCCCUGAUUUAUGUGAUGCUUGUGAGAGCAUUGUCAGCUGUCAAUGUUUUUCAAUAGGGCAUUUGUUGUAACUGUCAGGAGUAUAGACCAACAGCUUCACCUGAAGGCCAUGUGUUUCUGACUGCAAAUUAUUUGAAUCUCUAAUGAUUCAAAAAACAGUGCUAGAGGGAGGUUCUGCAACAGGCAGCCUUGCGGUUGCCUACAUCGUCAUAAGAAUCUAGAGUUGAUGUGGCCAAGAUUCUCAAAACUCCUGGAGAAAACCUUUUUAAAUAUCUACUGUCCUCUUGUAGCCCUUAUUAAGAGGGAAUGUAUCUUUGUUGAGGAGCUGCAUUCAAACAGGGUAUUGAUACCUCUACUUGUUGCCAUUUCCAAUUAUGAAGGUUGUCUUACCUGCUAGAUUGAACUAGACUACUGAGAACUGCACUGGAUCCUCUCCCAGUAAUAAUUAAAUGUCUAAAUGGAUGCAGAGCCCAAACAAAAGUAUGUCAAGCAUAGUAUGUAAUCCUGUUCUAAAUAGGGAUCUCCACAACUACAGAGACUUCUUCCUUUCCUGUCAUGUAGAGAGUUAUCAUGUAUUGACUCUACACAGGGCAGUGGGACAAUCUUUGCACAAACUAUUCUACAUGCAUGUGGAAUAGAUUCUGUUUAGCAGUUGUAAUGUAUAGACUUGCUCUUAGAGCCGUAACCAAAGAUGGUAGAGAGCUAGAAACUAGAUAAUCUCACCUGAAUUUCUUUGUACUACUUGCACAUUUGUAUUAAUUCUGUUUAGAUAAGGGAGGGGUGGUGCAUACUGUAUUGCCACCAAGAUCUGGGUUUGCAUAGACGAGAUGUUCUAAAUGAGCAACUCUAAAGGGAUCUUCUGAGUGGACGACAAUGGAUUAAAGUGAGAGGGACAUUCAGAGCGCCUAGUAUGGGAUAACAUGUCUUAUCAUUGCUUGCGUUGCUUGAUGAUACUUUAGCAUGCUGCACACUUCCUCCAUUAGUAUCUGAUGCUUCAAAAUCAGAGGGAAAUCUAUAAAGGGUUGCAUUGAAAUGCACAGUUAUAGCAGAAGGUUAUAAUGAUCCACAAAGUCAAACAUCAAGGAAAUGGAAAAUAAAGCAAUUUCUACAUUCAGUGGCCAGCACAGUAGGUCAAAACCUCAGCUAGUUUAAAAUUGUCUGUUAAUUUCCCACCAACAAAAAAGAAAAGAAAACUUCUUAGCAUGCAUGAGAAACAUGUAAAAUAUUCUUAAUGUAUUUAUAUGUAUACUUUUUUUAACUGUGAGGUGGUACACCAAGACGCCUGCUUCUUGGGAGAAAAGCAAUGACAAACCUAGACAGCAUCUUAAAAAGCAGAGACAUCACCUUGCCAACAAAGGUCCGUAUAGUUAAAGCUAUGGUUUUCCCAGUAGUGAUGUAUGGAAGUGAGAGCUGGACCAUAAAGAAGGCUGAUCGCCAAAGAAUUGAUGCUUUUGAAUUAUGGUGCUGGAGGAGACUCUUGAGAGUCCCAUGGACUGCAAGAAGAUCAAACCAAUCCAUUCUUAAGGAAAUCAUCCCUGAGUGCUCACUGGAAGGACAGAUCCUGAAGCUGAGGCUCCAAUACUUUAGCCACCUCAUGAGAAGAGAAGACUCCCUGGAAAAGACCCUGAUAUUGGGAAACAUGGAGGGCACAAGGAGAAGGGAACGACAGAGGACAAGAUGGUUGGACAGUGUUCUCGCAUCUACGGGCAUGAGUUUGACCAAACUGCGGGAGGCAGUGGAAGACAGAAGUGCCUGGCGUGCUCUGGUCCAUGGGGUCAUGAAGAGUCGGACACGACUAAACGACUAAACAACAACAACACCAUUAAGUUAAUAAAUGGUCUCUCGAGCAAGUGCAUUGAUUACAUUUAUAUCCCACCUUUCCUCCAAGGAGCUCAAAGUGCUGUACAAGUUUCCUCUUCCUCCCCAUUUUAUCCUCACAACACCCUGUGAGGUUGGCUAGGCUGUGAGUGAGUGACUAGUCCUGAGGCCACCCAAUGAGCUUCAGGGCUGAGUGAGGAUUUGAACCAAGGUCUCCCAGAUCUUAGUCCAACACACUAACCACUAUACCACACUGACUCUAUUCUAGAAAGCUAGUAAUUUAGUUUUUACACAGGCAUUAGGAUGGGAGAAGCUCAGUACUGGUUUCCCUUUCAACAACAACAACAACAACAACAACAGUCCCUUGUAUGGUUAUGAUGGUACUUCACCCUGGUAUGGUACUUCACCCUGAACUUUGUUGAGUCCUCUCCCACCCCAACUGACUCAAUUUUUUCAUAGUUAAAAGGUGGUUUUCCAUUUUGUGCCACGUUAUAAAUGCAGUAUUGUAGGUCAGGGAGAGACAUUCUUGUUCCUAAGUGCUUAUGAAGUGGAUUCUUUAGGGAAGAUGAAAGCUGGCAAAUAAAAAGGAGAAAGCUCCCCUUGAUAAUAGGCACAAUGUACUUGAGUGGGUGGGGUGGGGCGUAUGCCCAUACUGUGAUUACUUUUUAAUAGCCACAUCAUAAGAUGACUCAGCUUUGUGUUUAAUAGCCUUGUGUAUACAGCUCUGUUUCCUUUGAACAGGAUUGCAUAUUUAUAUGAAGUGCUGUUCCACUCUUUGAGUUUCAAUGAAUUAUAAAAGACCUGGCUUUUUAAAACAAAGCAACAAAAAGGCCCAAGUGGCUUAUGUAACAGACAGCCACAAAUCUCACAAGGUUGUAGAGGCGGAAGAGGGCAAGAAGCCGUAAGCAGUCCCUCCCCCCCCCCCAUGAAACCUCAAGGAUAGCGUCUGUUAGCAAUGUGGGUUAACUUGGCAUGCGGAUGUGCUAAGCAGAAAAAAAUGGGUGGAGACAGAAUCUAGGGUUAGAUCCUCACAGGUCACUCUCCAACCUGUUCCCCCAAUGUAUAUAGGAAAGGACAGUGACUUGUGCAGCAUGUGGUUGUUGCGUUUUUCUCACAGUGGUGCUGCCCUCCCCGGAUCCCAGCCUUGCAAGGCUGCUGGGGGCUGCCGGUGUGGGAAUGUGGUAGGCCUUUUGUUGCCACGCCACUGCCUUCAGGGGCCCAUUGAAAGCACCCGGAUCCGGAUCAGAGACACGCAUGGAGACAUGCUCCACUGCUGGUUAGGAGACCCUUGUUUCAUAAUAUAGUGGUACCUCAGGUUACAGAUGCUUCAGGUUACAGACGCUUCAGGUUACAGACUCAGCUAACCCAGAAAUAGUACCUCGGGUUAAGAACUUUGCUUCAGGAUGAGAACAGAAAUUGCGUGGCGGCAGCAGGAGGCCCCAUUAGCUAAAGUGGUACCUCAGGUUAAGAACAGUGUCAGGUUAAGAACGGACCUCCAGAACGAAUUGAGUUCUUAACCCGAGGUACCACUGUACAGGGGUCUUCUAACAGAUUCCAGUUUUGACAAACUCUCGGCACCGUUAACAAGUGACAGGUCUCAGGAUUUCCUGGGGAAAGCCAUUACUGCUUCCAGUGCUAUGUUGCUGUUUGGAAUGUAUAAUGCAGGUGGGGCCUGCGUUUCAGAAAGGGUCUUCACACUGCUUCUCUUUCCAACUCUUUGCCUUCUGAAAAGUGCCCCCCACACCACAAACUGCUUUCCUGCACAUGGGAUAGCCCCAUAACUUUUCUCCCACAGAGAGAAAAACAACCCUGGGUGUGAUUUUAAAAAUAAUAAUGUGAUUUCAUAAAAAUAGCCUGCUAGAUCCGGCCAUCUAGUUCAGCCUCCAGUUCUUACAACAGCCCACCAGAGGCCUGUGGGAAACCAGGGCGCAGAACAUGAGCACAAGAGCACUCUUCCCUCCCAUGGUUUCUAUUAUCUGGUACAGUGGUACUUCGGGUUAAGAACUGAAUUUGUUCUGUAGGUCCGUUCUUAACCUGAAACUGUUCUUAACCUGAGGUACCACUUUAGCUAAUGGGGCCUCCUGCUGCUGCUGCUGCGCCGCUGCUGCACGAUUUCUGUUCUCAUCCUGAAGCAAAGUUCUUAACCCGAGGUACUAUUUCUGGGUUAGCGGAGUCUGUAACCUGAAAUGUCUGUAACCUGAAGUGCCUGUAACCCGAGGUACCACUGUAUUCAGAAUCCAUGCUGCCUUCAGCUGUGGAGGUAGAGCACAGCUAUCAUAGUGGUAGUAAACAACAACGACAAUUGUACCCCACCGAUCUGACUGGGCUGUCCCAGUAGUCUUUGAUAGCCCUAUCUUCCAUGAAAUUUGAAUGGUGGUGGGGUAAAAAAUUGAGGGGAAAGGGUUUAGUAGCUGUUCCUCCCUCUCAGUGCAAUGCUGAAGAUUCCAGUCUCCUAUAGCCACUUUUCAUUUUUUGAAACAAGAUGAAGAGCAGAGAGGAAAUUAACAAAUGACUAAUCAAGUAUAACAUGUAGUUUGAGCUUCAGCAUAGCAUAAAAUCUAGCACAGCAAUAACUUAUGUCUUACUCAUGUUAAUGUACGUAUAAUGUGUUUGUAUGCAUCUCUACAGUCAUCUCGGAUGGGUCAUUAUGUAUAUAGCCAGGUAGUUGACCAAUUAUUGCUCUUUUGCAAAUGUACAUUUUUACAGGAAACUUAAAAGCCCUAACCACUGGCAACAUUCCCACCCUGCUUUGUUGUUUGGCUUUAUUAAGCAAACUAUCCUCAUUUUCAAAGAAAAUUAUAAACACUUCUAAGCUUCAUAUUUCCCCGAGGAAGCUCACAUCAUUUCAGCCACGGCAUUCAAGUGAUACAGGAACUCCUAGCAGAUAAACAUCAAAAUUUCAUUUUGGCAUUGUUGUGUUUUGUAAUGUUGUGGGAUUUUGAGCCACUGAUGAGGGGCCGUCAUGGGGAUGACAGAGCAUCCAUUUUGAUCCCUUGUGCCACGAAAAUAAUAGAAUCAUAGAGUGGAAUGGAUCCUCUAGUCCAACUCCCUGCAAUGCAGGAAUCUUUUGCCCAAUGUGGGGCUAGAACCCACGGCCCUGAGAUUAAGAGUCACAUGUUCUACUAACUGAGCUAAUAUUGGAUACCAUAUGAAUGUGCCUUAAUGGAGUCAAACUAUGGUCCCAUCUUAUAACACUGCUGUUAUCCCUGAACCAGUUUAGCAGGGCAAGGGUAAGUAACACUUAAGGAACCCCCUCCAUCCCCUACCAGAGACGAAUGACAAACCAAGCUGUUAAGACUAUGCUGAAAUGGCAAACCUGAAAGCUCAGAAACCAAGAAGACAAAAACUUUAAGAAAGAAUGGGGAAAAAAUUAUAAUUUAUUUAGCAGAACACUGUAAGCAGAUGAAAACAUUAGCAGGAUUUUAACCUCACUUGUAAUGUACCAAAUACUACGGAUGAUAUGGAUAGAUAUAAAACAUAGACUAUGAAAUAAUAUGCAAUUGGAAAUGUUAACCCAGGGAGGGGAUGGGGGGAAGUCUCGAGAUUCAGAGAAAUCUCAUGGAUAUGUAAUUGGUAUUGUAAUAAAUUUAUAGUUAUAGAAUCAAAUAAAAAUGAUUUCAAGAACAAAACAAAACUGGUCAGCUUUUUGUAUUUCCCUUUCCUUACUUCAGUAUGAAUAAUAUGUCUUUGCAAUUUCUUUCCUGGCAGACCCAGAUAAUGCCGUCUUCAUAGCGCACACAGUUGGAACCAGCGUAGCUUGGAGGCCUAGACAAUGUGAGAAGGCAGAGCCAAGUAACUGUGUGAACGGUGAGCUACCUCAGCCUAGUCAACUUCCCUCGUCUUGGACAUGUGAGCAAACGGAGGAAGGGGGCCCUGCCAUCAGACAAUCUCUGGAUAAGUUUUAUGGGACUUGCUGCCAGAAGAGGCCGUUUGGAGGGAGUCCAGCCUACGAAGCGGCUUCCCAGUGCCUGUCUGUCAAAAUUGCAGAGCUGGCAGGCAAAGAAGGAAUGACGUACGCACAGAAGAGUCUCCAAAUGGCCCAGCUGGUUUUGAACCGAGAUGAGAACAAGGUGUUUCCUCAGCGCUCCAGCAGCACCUGCUUCUCCAUUCCCACGGAAACCAGAGAUAGUUUGGAGGAAAGAAAGCAAAUGCCUGGGCUCUCAAAUGAUAUCCUUCAAUUCAUCUUGAAACAGAACGUAACAAAGUGA
Molecule: messenger RNA, 34410 nt
Organism: Podarcis lilfordi (Lilford's wall lizard)
Lineage: Eukaryota; Metazoa; Chordata; Lepidosauria; Squamata; Lacertidae
Source: the annotation of a GenBank genome assembly